Eriocheir sinensis (Chinese mitten crab) is the source of this 2637-nucleotide messenger RNA. RefSeq lists its product as uncharacterized. The record is from RefSeq and is a predicted model, not a curated record. Bases 571 to 2193 code for a protein of 540 amino acids. NCBI's taxonomy places the organism in Eukaryota, Metazoa, Arthropoda, Malacostraca, Decapoda, Varunidae. The transcript has 5 exons.
AGUGAUGAACCAGUACAAAGCAAUCACCCCUGCAAGACACACACAACCGACCAACCAACGCGGAAGAAGCAAACCCACAGACAAAACGCGGACGGAUAUCCCCCUUGCCCUACGCCGACAAACGGGAGAGGUUCCAGAAUAGCAGUUCCCAAAAUCACCCCUGCAAGACACACACAACCGACUAACUAGCGCGGAAGUAGCCAAACCCAUAGAAAAAACGCGGACGGAUAUCCCCCUUGCCCUACGCCGAACAAACGGGAGAGGUUCCAGAAUAGCAGUUUCCAAAGCAAUCACCCCUUCAAGACACACACAACCGACCAACCAACGCGGAAGAAGCCAAACCCACAGACAAAACGCGGACGGAUAUCUCCCUAGUCCUACCCCAAACAAACGGGGCGGUUCCACAGUGUCAAUUUCCUUCCUUUUGAGUCCCAGCCAGUAUUCUUGUGCUUCACGUAUUCACCAAAGGAUUUAAAUUGACCCCCACGAGUGCAUACGGUGGACUCAUUUACUCUGCCCCUGGGAAACACAAGAUACAGCGGGUUGUUAGCGGUGCAGCGGAGAGGCAGGAUGGGGGCGCUGCGGUCUGGGUAUUGGACUUGUCUGGCGGUGCUGGUGCUAUUGGCGACAUCGAUCUCCACUAGCGACACAGCGGCUUUACCCAAUGAAGAUGACACCUACAGGGAGAGCAGUCUGAGGGAGGUGAUGGAGAUCCCCAGCACGGGCAUGACACGGGUGUGUGUGGUGCCCAAGGAUAGCACCCCGCGGCUGAAGGUGCUGCACACGGACGCGGAGGGCGGGAUGCAGGAGGUGGCCGUCAGGAGGAGGGCGCUGACACAGAACAGGCUCAGUAUUCUGGAGAUCGAAGUGCAGACCGGUGAUGACAGUAAGCCCAGCCUCAGCGUGCGCCUCAACGGGACGGAGCUUCCCCAGCAGGAGUCCCUCAGCACCGCCAGUCCCGCCUCGCAGCAGCCCCGCACCGCCCUUCUGCUCAAGGGUCACGCUACAAUAACACUUUGCACGCCACCAACAACUGAACAGCUGCCAGCCCCUGAAGGGAGAGGAAAGGAGAAACCGCAGGACGGGGGCAAACAGACGGUGACGCCGGGGCAGGAGGGAGCCGAAGUGACGCCGACGAGCACCUCUCCACAGCCGCCCGUCACCACCGACGACGCCUCGUUCAAGGCUACAACAGAGCAGACAGUGACGCCGAGUACCUCCCCUGAGCCGCCCGUCACCACCGACGACGCCUCGCUCAACGCUACAACAGAAGAAACGGAAUCUGUCGAGGAGGAUCCCUGGUGGAGUUUCCUGCUGGUGCUGGGCAAGGUCGGGGAGGUGCCUGUGCUGGCACUGCUGCUGGGCGCCGUGGUGCUGGGGUCGCUGGUGGGGGGCUGCGUGGUCUGCCUCUGCUGGAAGGCGUGUAGAAAACCCCGCGGCAGGUACAAGCCAGUGACUGUUCGAAUGACUCCCUCAAUGCCGCCGAGUGACCUUAACAGGGGAACGAGGACUGGCGACAGGCAGGUAAAUGACUUUAUAAGGCCGAAACAAGUUGGCGACAGGGCUGACGAGCGGAGCUCAGGAAUCGGCAGUAACUUCAGCACCCUCACUAACGACAGAGGCAGCACCAACUCAGUAGAUCACGGCCAGAGGUCCGGGACCCCCUUCAUCGCGAACAACCUCGGCAGAGGGACGACAGGAAGUCUCAGCGGCUCGACAGGCCGAGGUCACAUCAGUGCCAACAACAGCUUCAACAUUCCGAACAAUGACAGCACGGCGCGCUGGGACCCCGCAACAAACACCCACAAUCCGGACAACAGGGUCGCCGAGAGCAGCCUGAUGCUCCCUCCCGGCGGCGGCAGGCCGCGCACCUACAGCAACAGAAGUAACGGCGGCUCCAUCAACAGGAACACUAACCGGAGCCCCAACAUUCCGUACACCAAGACGCUGGGGGCCAUCGCCGGGCACCAGGACACCUCGAUAAUCCAAAAUCACAACAGCGACUAUGACGACGACUGGGACGACGACCCCAGGUACGACAAGCCGUACGUAAGUCCUCCCAUCGUGGCGGAUUACUCUGUCCCUCACUCGACGCAAGUCGUCCAGUUGCAGAAACCCAACAACACGCUCCCCUCAGACAAGCCCGGAGGCCGCCAGCUCCCUCCGGGCAGGUACGCGACCUUCGUCAAAUGAAGCACCGCCGUGCUCCAAGUGAGGGCUGGUCAGCCGUAAAGGAAGCCUUUUUUUUUCUUUUUACUGGAUUUUGGAGGCUGAGUUGGCACGAGGCGGACCCCUGCACGCUUGGGGGCGACGACGCUGCUCCCCACACACGACCGUGAUUAUGAAACUGUGUGUGUGUGUGUGUGUGUGUGUGUGUGUGUGUGUGUGCUUUGGUGCCAGUCUCCCUGCCCAGGAGGGACGACGCCCACGUAUAGCCUCAAGGAACGACAGUUUCGCUUCGCUAGGCUCGUUGAUUCCCGUGGAGCACCGCCGUGAGGGUGAGGUGGUGGGGCCCUCCAUCACCCACGCUCUCCUUCCCUGCCCUCACACGCCCCCGUCCCCCCCCCUCACCCAAACACUUGUAGGGUGAAAGAAAAACCCGUCUAUAAACAAGCUGUGGCUCUGUCCUGUGUCCUC